UUAUAUGUUUACCCGGAUAUUAUUAGUAAACUCAAGAAUACCAACAGAGCAAAACCUCAGUCUAGUUGGUGGAUUUAAAUUUGGAACGAUUCCACCUAUGAUCAAGAAAGUGUCUAAAAUAUUGAAAUCAAAUAGAUAUAUCUAGAUUAGUUAUUUAUUUAUCUUAAUAUGGCCCACGGCCAAACUUCCAGCUCGCCCAACCCUCAGGCUCAACGACAACGAAGGCAGAGUCGAGGACCAUCGGUUAUUCAGGAUAGAAUAAAUAAUACAUUGAGACGACGAAGAAAGAAACCAGAUUACAGUGCUGUGAAUCCUUUUGUCAAAUACGUUUUAUUCUUUACCAAUUUUAUUUUUAUUUUAGUUGGAAUAGCAUUUGCUGCUGUGGGAAUAUACAUCCUGUCCUUAAAGAACAAGACAGUGACAAGUUUCAUUGACUUCAUCUUUGAUCCUGCCUGUAUUCUUUGUCUUGCGGGUUGCAUCAUCCUGGCAGUUGCUUUCUUUGGUUGUGGUGGGGCGCUGAGAGAAUCAAGACUCUUCUUAAAAAUAUAUUACAUUAUUCUAAGCCUCCUGUUGUUAUUGGAGAUUUUGUUAGUCAUCUUCAUCUUUGUGUUUUACUUUGUUGAUGGAGCCUUUGCCAAAAUUGGUCUCUACCCAGAAGAAGCCUUUUCAGAUGCUGUUAAAAAAUACAGAGAUGACCCUGAUAUGCAAGGAUUUAUCGACAAUAUUCAAGAUUUGCUUUCUUGUUGUGGAGCAAGCAAUGAUGAUAAUGGUUAUUUAGAUUGGAACAAAAAUUCAUACUUCAACUGUAGUACUGGAAAUCCUAGUCCAGAAGCAUGCUCUGUGCCUUUUUCUUGCUGUAAAAUCAAACCGGGAGAAAAUAUUAACUACAGAUGUGGUGCUGAUAUGCUCAAGAAAGAUCAAGUGAACAUAUCUAGUAUAUAUGUGCAAGGUUGCUUCAAGGGCCUUCAAGAAGUUAUUAAAGAUAACAUAUGGAUUGUCGGUGGGACCAUCCUUGGAAUAUUUAUUCCACAGGCUUUCUUUAUUUGUCUGGCUAAAGCACUCAUUUCCCAAAUUGAAGAGCAGAUGGCCAAAUGGUGAACUAGUUCAAGAAACUGUACAAACUUGUAAUGAAAAAAAUUAUUUACCAACUUAUAUUUUGCUACUUAAGAUAUACAUGAAUACAUACAUGCAAUCAAUUGUUAUUGUGCAUUUAAAAAUCUUGUUACUUAUCACAUAAAUUACUUUACCUUUGUAUUGUAUUCUUCAUAAACUUUCUGUUAACUUUGUAAAUGCUUACUAUUAAAGAACUGAUAAUUUUUAUGUAUAUUUACUUAAUGAAUUGACUUUUAAACUGAAAACAAUAAUUGAAACUUAAGCCAAACAUUUUGUAUAAGUGUACAAUCUGUGAGAGAGAUCGAAAAUAUUAAAUAAAAUAGCCAAAGUUUUGUUUGUAUUUUUGACAUGAUGUGAAAUUUUUAAUGUUAGUAUAUGACCUAUUUGUCCAAUAUGGUGUAUAAGAACAAUGUUGGUUUAGGUACUUAGGUCCAUGAAUUGUUUAUGCAUGUUUUAGUGUUAGCUUUCCAUUUUUUUGUAACUCUUUUUAUUUUAUUAUAAAUUACAAACAUUUUUUAAAAAGAAAAGAUAAUUAUUCUUAAUAGAAAUCUUAAACUAUAAAAGCCAAAAUCCUUACUGAUUUAAUUCUCCCACAUUGAGAUUAUCUAACAAUAUUAAUCUUGGCUUAGAAAAUCUGUAUAACAGAUUUGGAAAAAUCUAACCAUUUUUUAGAGGAUAUCAGAAAUGCUUUUAUGUUCAGUUUGUAAGUUGAAAAUGUCUUCCUAUAGAGACAUCAUUCAUGUAGAGUAACUCUGAUGAAAUAAACUUGCUUAUUCUUCUUGUGCACUGUUAAAGUGUAAUUUUAUCUUGGGACUAUUCUAAAAGGCAGGAGCAUUUCCUCUUUGAUUGUGAAUUGACGUUUGAGGCUGGACUAUUUGAGGCACCUAGACCUUGACUAGACAAGUUUUUUAAAAGAUUGUUUAUCCUUCACAGUCAUCCUACCCAACACUUAAAAAGGCUGUAGUGUUUGAGCAAUAGUUUGCAUUGAUUCAAGUUUGUAAGUUGUAGAAUGAAUUUGGAUGUUUAUCUUCUAAAACAAGAAAUAUUUUUUUUUAUUUUAAAGGAAUCCUGCUGUAUGUUAAAUUUAAAUUAAUAAUUCAGCAAAAUAUUGUGUACUUUUUUAUCUAUUUAUCUUUGCAUCAUAUCCUAAUAGAUUAACCAGCACUAUUUAAUUAAAUGAUAAUAACUCAAGUCUUGUGAAAUAUAAAGAAACAAACAAGCUAUAAAAAUGUAUAUUUUAAAUAAAAUGUUUUUAUGUUUGCAUUUUUUUAAAUAUUUUUUUUACAAUACAGCUUUUUGCUGAAUCCAGAAAAAAAAUGUUCUUCAAUCAUAAUUUUUGUUCUCCCUGUAGGUGUACUAGUUAUAUAUUAAUUAUGAAUCACAUCUUUCAGUGAAGAUUACAGUCAUAUCUUGGUCUUUUGAGCAUCACUUGACUAAUUAAUUCAUUUUAAAAAUCUGUUGCAUGUUAUAACUGUGAGUAGACUAAACUUUAUUAUAAUAUAAUAUAAUGCUGAGUCUUCCAAAUAUUACUAGGUUGUGAUAUAUCCAUGUUUGGUUUUAUUGCUGAAAGAAGAAAAUUCUAUUAAUUGUAUACAAAUCUCUAAUCUUAUAAUAACCAGUUCAUUGUAGCUGUAUAAUGAUGUACACAGAUUUUUUAAAAUGGGUUUUAUGUUCACCAUUUGUUUAUGUUUUUUUUUCUCUGGACAAAAAAUCUUUGUUCAAUAUGAUAACUUAUUUUGUUAACUAUUCAAGAACUUGUUUGAUAUAAAACUUUCUCUGUAUUGUUAAAUCAAAAUAUUUAGUCAAAUAUUUCCAUGUUUUUUGACAAUGCACUUUAAUCCUCUGCUGGGACACUUGGUCCGUACAUUCCAAUAUAAUUGGCUGUAUCAGCUGUAAUGAAUUGACUUUUGUAAAUUUACAUAUCUCUUUCAGUCAAACCUAAAUGUACAUUCACUUAAAAAAAAAAGUAUAAAUAUUAAUGUAAUUCCAAUAAGUCAUUUAGUAUUUUUCUUAAAUGUUGUUUGGAAUUGGU
Biomphalaria glabrata is the source of this 3145-nucleotide messenger RNA. RefSeq names its product tetraspanin-33-like. The transcript has 7 exons. Bases 169 to 1098 code for a protein of 309 amino acids. The record is from RefSeq and is a predicted model, not a curated record. Gene Ontology annotation, cellular component: membrane. Lineage: Eukaryota; Metazoa; Mollusca; Gastropoda; Planorbidae.